CUGAUUGGCGGAGCCGAGCGAGGCGGGAAGCGGCGCCUGAGGCGUCCCUCAGAGCCCCCUCAGCGCCCGUCAGAGCCGCCCGCGGCCCCUCAGGCUCCCCUCAGAGCUCCCUCAGGGCCCCCCGCGGCCCCCCGGCGCCAUGUCGGUCAGCCCCAUGGCCUACGAGGCGCAGUUCUUCGGGUUCACGCCGCAGACCUGCAUGCUGCGCAUCUACCUGGCGUUCCAGGACUACCUGCUGGAGAUGAUGGCGGUGGUGGAGGGCGUGGUGCUGAAGAAGCUGGAGGCCUCGCCGGGCGGCAGGGUGAGCCGCCUGGACGUCAGGAAGAGCACCGAGAAGUUCCUGCGCUUCAUGAAGGAGCACUUCGACCAGCUCUUCGGCAAGAUGGAGGAGGUGCUGCUGCAGCUGGUGCUCAGCAUCCCCCCACAUGUGCUGCUGCCCGAGGACAGGGUGCACCGGCAGUACCCCUACAGCCGGGAGCAGUUCCAGGCGCUCCAGGACGAGGCCUCUCACCUGCAGCAGCGGUGCAGGGCCGAGGCGGCCGCCGGGCAGGCGCUGCGAGCCGAGCUGCAGGAGCAGAAGGCCGUCCAGGCCGAGCUGGAGAGGAUCCUGCAGUGGUUCGAGGGGCUGGAGAACACCUGCCGGGAGCACGGCACCAGCAACGUCAGGGAGAGCUUCACCUUCCUGACACAGAACUCGAAGAAGCUGCAGGACGUGCUGAGAGAGGUCAAGGAGAAAAGCAAGAAGAUAAAGAGGGGAGACGAGUGACUGGGAUGGACGCUCCGAAAAGGAGGCAAAAAACGUGCAGACAGCUCGCCUGUAACGAUAGCGGCUUAGCUUCCUGCAAGCAUUGCCCCGAUGCCUUCGCUCCUCUGAUCCUGCCAGCACCUGGACUGAAAGCUGCUGUGCUUCUGCUGACCUCUGUCAGUGUGUGCCGACUUGGCAAGUACGGGAGUAGGGAGCGGAACAAAGCCUUGGUUUUCUGCCGAGUGUAGCUCUGAGAGUAGUGACUGAAAAUGAAUUUUUGGUGGGAUGACUUGACAGAGGGUAUCUUUGCGGCCUUAAUGUUAACUUUGAACACAAUGUAGCAUUUGUUUAUUUUAAUAUUUACUAAAAAAUAAAUAAAUACAGCCAUAAGAAUG
Molecule: messenger RNA, 1140 nt
Organism: Anas platyrhynchos (mallard)
Lineage: Eukaryota; Metazoa; Chordata; Aves; Anseriformes; Anatidae
Gene: MIS12
Product: MIS12 kinetochore complex component
Biological process (GO): mitotic sister chromatid segregation; mitotic cell cycle; kinetochore assembly
Cellular component (GO): nucleus; chromosome, centromeric region; MIS12/MIND type complex
Source: RefSeq, a predicted model, not a curated record